UCAACCAUUGCCUGUAUGCUUCAUGAGUUUUUCUUAUUCCAGUUAUAAUUAAACGCGCUCACACACUCGUCUUAUCUCAGACCCCUUCAACUCGCGGAGCAACGUGAGGCAAAAUAUGGCAUCAUGCUCCUGGCUAAUUUAUCUACUCCUACAGGUAACCAUUGUCUCUAGUAAUUCAUCUGCAUUAUCUGAAGCAAGGAACACAGAGAGGGAAGCUCUUCUCGGUUCGAGAUGGUGGACAGGAACUUAUUUGGAUUCGUCGCAUUGUAAAUGGAAUGGCAUCGAAUGCAACAAGAAAAAUAAAGUGACUUCAAUAAAUCUAUACGACAGUUACAUAGAUGAUGAGUUUCGAAAACUCGACUUGUCUUCCUUCCCCUACCUCAAAGCACUUGAUCUUUCUAACUGCGGCCUCUAUGGAACCAUACCUUACGAGAUUGGAAUGCUUUCAAAACUCGAAUAUCUCAACCUUUUUAAUAACUCACUCACUGGUGAAUUGCCUUCUUCACUAGCUAACCUUACUCGAAUGGACACACUUAUAAUAUCAUACAAUCCUCUCAGUGGUUCUAUUCCCUCCGGAAUAAGCAGUGGCUUCAGGAGAAUCAAAUUGCUUGAUUUUUCCAAUUGUAAGUUUAAUGGAAGCAUACCGGACCAGAUUGGAAUGCUAACAAAACUCGAGUCUCUCACCGUCAACAACAACAAUCUGACUGGUAACAUACCUUCUUCUGUCGUGAACCUCACUCGACUACAGGUGCUUGAUGUAUCUGUCAAUGAUCUCAGGGGCUCCAUCCCCUCGGGGAUUAGUAGCAUAAGCAGUAUGUAUUUUCUAAACCUCGGUUACAAUAAACUUACAGGGCUCAUUCCCCUGAAACUAGGAAACUUGACUAUGCUUGAACGCUUGUUCCUUAAUGACAAUAAUCUCACAGGGACAAUUCCAUCGAGUUUUGGCAGCUUGACUAAUCUCAUCUACCUAAAACUUGAUCACAAUAUGCUUACCGGUGAAUUGCCUUCUUCCCUGGUUAACUUCACUCAUCUGAUAGUGCUUGAUGUAUCAAACAAUCUUCUUGGUGGCUCUAUUCCCCCUGGAAUAAGUAACUUAAAGGGUCUUACCUAUUUAGGCCUCGGACACAAUAGACUCAUCGGGUACAUUCCCUCAGAAAUUGGGAACCUGAGUAGCUUAGUCGAAUUAUCCCUGAAUCACAAUAGACUCACCGGUGUCAUCCCCUCAGAAUUGGGAGACCUGAGUAAUUUGGUCAAUUUAUCCCUUAGUGACAAUAAUCUCACAGGGAAAAUCCCAUCGACGUUAGGCUUCUUGACUAAACUCACCAACCUGGACCUCAGUUGUAAUCAGCUGAAUGGCUCUUUAGAUUUUCAACAGGCUAACCUCACUAAGCUCAUUAAACUUGAUGUUUCUCAUAAUUUUCUCACUGGAUCCGUGCCUGUUUUCAAGAACUUCUUCAGUCUACGACAUCUUAACCUCUCCAACAAUUUGCUCAGUGGAAACAUCCCACAAGAACUUGGAGACUGUCCUUUGGAGACGGUGACACUGAAUAACAACCAUUUGACUGGAAACAUACCAAAUCAGUUUUUUUGUUUGUUAAACUUGACUUGCUUGGAACUCUUCUAUAACAAUCUUUCAGGUACAAUCCCUCCCACCAACUAUCCCUAUCUGAACAACAAAUGUGAUUUUUCGUAUAACAACCUUUAUGAUGGUAAAAGGACUUACAGCCGCAGAAAGUCGGUCUUGCUCGUCCUUUACAUAGUUACCCCCCUUACCAUUGGCCUCAUACUACUGAUACUAGCCUCCGUGUUUUUCUGCAGGCAUACGCCUGCAGAAAAUCAAAACAGGAUGGAGGUAAGGAACGGUGACAUGUGUUCAGUGUGGAACUUUGAUGGAAAGAUUGCAUACGAAGACAUUGUAAGAGUCACAAAUAACUUCGACAGCAGAUACUGCAUUGGAACUGGUGGCUAUGGCAUUGUAUAUAAAGUAAUGUUGCCAAGGGGUAACAUUGUGGCGCUUAAAAAACUUAAUCGCCUGGAAGCCCAGGAGCCAGCUUCCGACAGAACUUUUAGGAAUGAGGUACAAGUGUUGUCCAAUAUCAGACACAAGAAUAUUGUGAAGCUCUAUGGUUUCUGCAUGCACAAACAAUGCAUGUUUCUUGUUUACGAGUAUAUAGAGAAAGGAAGCUUGUUCAGUGCCCUCCAGGAUGAUGCCCGCGCCUUGGAAUUAGAUUGGAGUGAGAGAGUAAACAUUGUGAAAGGUAUUUCAAAUGCCUUAUCUUAUAUGCAUCACAAUUGCACUACACCUAUAGUUCAUCGAGACAUAUCAAGUAAUAACAUACUGUUGAACUCUGAAAUGGAGGCGUUUGUAGCAGACUUUGGUGCAUCACGGUUGCUAGACCCUGAUUCAUCUAAUCGGACCAUGGUUGCAGGCACUCUUGGUUAUAUUGCCCCAGGUGAUCUCUUUUUCUAGCCGUCUCACAAUUUUAUACUUUACAUUCUGCAGCAAAAUCUGUUAUAAUGUCCCUUGGUUUUGUGCUUGGCAGAGCUUGCAUACACAAUGGC
This is a messenger RNA of Daucus carota subsp. sativus, 2562 nucleotides long. Its product is annotated as probable leucine-rich repeat receptor-like protein kinase At1g35710. Gene Ontology annotation, molecular function: protein binding; protein kinase activity; ATP binding. The transcript has a single exon. NCBI's taxonomy places the organism in Eukaryota, Viridiplantae, Streptophyta, Magnoliopsida, Apiales, Apiaceae. The record is from RefSeq and is a predicted model, not a curated record. Bases 116 to 2470 code for a protein of 784 amino acids. Gene Ontology annotation, biological process: protein phosphorylation.